AUGGGCCUUCGACCCACUAAGAACUCUAAUCUCACGGGCCAUGAUCCAAUUUUCUCUGUUCAGAUUUCACGAAUAUUUCCCAAUUAUUUAUUCAUUUGUUUUUAUUUUCCCUGGGCAAAGGGAAGAAGAUUAGAAGAGUCGAAGACUAUCCCCGGACUUGGUCCCCUUCUCGUUUUCCCCAUCUCAUCGCUCUCUCUCAUAGCCGCCGCUGUUGCUCACAUCUCCUCUACCGCCGCCGCCGAUCUCUUCUCUUCUUUCACGACGAUGGAUUGGCAGGGGCAGAAGGUGGCGGAGCAGCUGAUGCAGCUGAUGCUACUGGCUUCCGCCGUGAUGGCCUUCCUCACCGGUUACAUCAUGGGAUCGUUUCAAACUAUGAUGUUGAUCUACGCCGGCGGAAUCGUUCUCACCGCCUUGAUCGUAGUCCCCAACUGGCCUGGCUUCAAUCGCCACCCUCUCCGCUGGCUGGAUCCCCUCGAGGCCGACAAGCACCCCAAGCCGCCGCCCCAGCCCGUCGCUUCCAAGAAGAACAAGUCUAAGAAGUAGGGUUUCUCAAUUUUCUGCUUUGUACUAGAAUUCUCUGCUAGGGGGAUAAUGAAUCGAUGAGUUCGAUAGAAACUAUAACUAAGUAUUUGUGUGGCGACAUUUUGUUUGGGGGAAUUCGUCAUGAACUUUUCCGAAGUUUCAGCCUUUGAACACACAGAAUCACAAGAAUCAUCUUUUCGAUAGCUAUGCUUCUCACUUUCUGAUUUCUGGUUCUGGGUUGUUUCCCUUAGGAUGGAUUAAUCCUCUAGGAGGUUAGUUCUCUCAAUAUCUAUUACUACGAGGUUGAAUUCCAUAUAAGGAAUUGGGGUU
Linum tenue is the source of this 852-nucleotide messenger RNA. The record is from the annotation of a GenBank genome assembly. Lineage: Eukaryota; Viridiplantae; Streptophyta; Magnoliopsida; Malpighiales; Linaceae.